AUGGCCGCACGCCUGUACAGCGAGGUGUUGGCUUCGCGUUCUUCCGGACAGAGAUAUAAGGAGAGGCUUGACUCACUUCCCUGUUUGCUUCUACACUCCCUCACACCUAUUGCAAAGGAGAAAAGGCAACCUUACCACAUGAAGGCUCAAGCUUCCUACAUCCUCUUUACCGCUGCCCUGCUUGGCUUCGCCAAGGCGGGCUGGGAAGUUUCGACAAGGACUUUGAACUACGACGCUUUUUGCGGACGGAGACCUCAUCCGCCAGCACGUGUUGGAUAUGUUUGCUUCCAGACCAAGUUCAAUGCAGAGGGCUUCACUAGGGAAUCAGACUUCAGAGGCUUCCUCCAAUCUGGUAAACAAAACUUCGUUCUAUACGAUGGUAAUCCAACCACCAAGACAGCGGUCUGGGAGAGCAACAAUGCUCGCAUCACUGUCAUGUUCCAGCCUGGUUCGACCUGCGCAGCUGUGGACGUCCAAGACAGGCACGGGAAUGAUCUUCGUAAUAGCAUGUAUUGCGGAAAGGGGGGCCCGAUUUCCAUCGACCCUUGA
Ustilago hordei is the source of this 549-nucleotide messenger RNA. RefSeq lists its product as uncharacterized. The transcript has 2 exons. The record is from RefSeq and is a predicted model, not a curated record. NCBI's taxonomy places the organism in Eukaryota, Fungi, Basidiomycota, Ustilaginomycetes, Ustilaginales, Ustilaginaceae. The coding region runs from base 1 to 549 and encodes 182 amino acids.